ACCCCUGUUGGCAAAGGUAACGACGACGCCAUGUCGACGUUCACCCCUAUAGCUGAUCCUCGCUGCAACCCCCGUUACGUCCCUAGUUGACCGUGAAUCGCGAGCAAGUAUAUCGAGAAACGGGAUUUUGCGUGUUACAAGUUGAAACGCCGAGGUUAUCGCCGAGCACCAGGUCACUGUCGCUAGGCGAAUCUGUGCUAUGAAUGAAGACCCAACCCUUUCAUUUCGAGGUCUUGAUAGUGUUACUCUUGUCUGUAAUCCCCUGGCCAGGACCCAGCGUCUUUAAAAUAUCAUGCCCCCGCGAUCGAGCGUCCGUGGUGAGGAGGAUAGUGCAGAAGAGAUGGAUGCCAAUCCUGAAGAAGCAUCAAGUAGAGCUGCCGCUGGAGUGUCCGUUCCACGAAAGUCGAGACAUUUUUCGGCCCCAGCAAAGGGCGAAACAUCAGCACAGACCGUCACAAUGGACUUGCGGCCUGUGCGGCAAGUCUUUCUAUGCAGAAAAACACUUGGAUGCCCAUUUCGAUAACAGACACAAGAGUAACGUUAACACGGCGGAGGACGCGGUGUGCCUCGCGGAUUACUGCGACAUCAUGAGGUGCGACGUGCUGGGUAACCGAGACUUCGAAAGUUCUCUGGUGGACGACGAGGCUGGCCACCACAGCACAGACAUACAAGUCUGGAAAGAAAACACGGAGCAACGUUCCACUUCUGUGAUGCCUUGUGAGUCGCGAGGCAGCUUCUCGAGGACGUAUUCGGUAGAAAAAGCCUGCACUAUAGGCGGUGGCGGUGCUGUCACCAACAUUCAGCAAUACUGUCAUCGAGAGGACAGCGGCGCUUUAGAGAAUCAUCGUCUGCCAGGGACGGCGUAUCACGUGGAAAUCGCUGGUCCUGAUAACAAGAGCAACGCCUGCGACAAUGACGAGGAGGACGAGGACGAAGAGGACGACGAAGACGACGAGGAGAACCUUGUGGAAGCGGCAUUGCCAGCCGUCGAUAAGAAGAGGCGUAAGGGGUUGCAUCUGAGGAAGCUGAAGGCCAACUGCAAGCCGGAGGAGCUGCAAAAGCUGAAGUUGCAGUGCGAAGUAUUGAUCCGCGAUUGUAUCGCUGGACUUCUGACGAAUCUUUCGGUACGAGAUUUCCAGGAGAUCGAAGGAGAAUUGAAUCGUGCGAUAUGUUGGUACCUCAGCUGCGACAGAUAUUGGGAGGACACGAAAAGGCAACAAAGACACACACCCUGGUACCUGUUAACCAUAUUUCUGAUAGUUCUGUUCUCGUCGAUUUACGCGUGCUACUACAUUAUUUGGGUGCUGUUUAAUUCAGCGGAAGAAGACAGGCUGGACGGAACCGGGAGCUUAGAUUACACGGAUGGAGAUCUCACGGCUACGUCCUCGUUACACGAUCAGAGUGGUCCUGGCGAAAGUAGAUCCAGCGGAAGAAGAAAAGGUGAGCCAGGGGACGAUAAUUUGCCUUCGAACGAAGAAAUGCCCGACCAUUACAUAUACGUAACCUAUCCACCAGAGCUAAAGCAGCGAUUACUGGACAGUGAUCCUCCUGGUUGCAGCUGCUACAACAGAACCACUCGACUUUAAAGUCGAAGAGAUAGGAGAAGGUUGGACAAAGAUUCGAUCGGAAACACGAGAUACAGCUCGCCCGAUUCCACGAGUCAGUUCCAUGGCUGACACCACCUUCUUCCUUAUUUUUCCUCCACCUUUAAUCUUCGUGUUUUGUAUACCAGAUGUGGGAAUAAAUUGCAAGAUGUACACGAGAAAA
Messenger RNA from Frieseomelitta varia, 1767 nucleotides. RefSeq lists its product as uncharacterized. The record is from RefSeq and is a predicted model, not a curated record. Bases 204 to 1586 code for a protein of 460 amino acids. The transcript is spliced from 8 exons. NCBI's taxonomy places the organism in Eukaryota, Metazoa, Arthropoda, Insecta, Hymenoptera, Apidae.